Musa acuminata subsp. malaccensis (wild Malaysian banana) is the source of this 2715-nucleotide messenger RNA. Its product is annotated as UDP-N-acetylmuramoyl-L-alanyl-D-glutamate--2,6-diaminopimelate ligase MurE homolog, chloroplastic. Lineage: Eukaryota; Viridiplantae; Streptophyta; Magnoliopsida; Zingiberales; Musaceae. Gene Ontology annotation, biological process: regulation of cell shape; cell division; biosynthetic process. Gene Ontology annotation, cellular component: cytoplasm. The record is from RefSeq and is a predicted model, not a curated record. Gene Ontology annotation, molecular function: acid-amino acid ligase activity; ATP binding.
UGGCCUUGCGGAAUCCCAUGUCUCUCCUCUUCCCCCCUCUCCCCCUCCUCUCCUUCCCCCACUGCUUUCCUUCUACGCUUCUCUCCUCUAAGCCCCGGGUCCCCCUUCUCUCUCUCUUGCGCCGCCCCCGCGAUCUUCCACCGCUCGCUGCGGUCGGCGGUGGUGGCAACAAGUUCAACCCCCUGCCUUCCGACGACGACCCUCCCGAGGCCCCCGAGGACUCCUCCCACGGCGUGCCUCGCAUCAACCAGUUCGAGCGCCAGGUCGCCCGUGCCCGCCGCCGUCAGGAGGAGCAGUUCAAGAAGGACCAGCCUCUCUUCCUCCAGGCCCUCGCCGAGGAGGAAACGCCCCAGGACCCUGCCGACCCCUCCUCCCCCUCCUCCGGUAACGACCUAUUCGGAGAUAUUGACCGCGCCAUCGCCCUCAAGCGCCAGGAGUUUGUCAAGCAAGGCCUCCUGCCGUCGAAGUCCCCCAAAAAGGAGCCUCCUUUGGAGGAGAGUCUCGAAGGCAUCGACGAGCUGACUCCUGAGGAGGUCGUUGACCUUGAGGAGAUCCAGGAUCUCCAGGGCCUCACUGUCAUCUCGAACGGCGAGGAGGAGGAAUCGAAUGAAGGGAACCCUUUCAAUUCGCCUGAUGAAGAGGCCGCUGAACCAGGGUCGAAUGGGGCAGCGUCGCAAUCCUCGUUUGACCUUGAUGUAGAUGCAUUUGGGAGGUCGCCUGCCCGAAUCUUGGAGCCUAAGUUCGAGAUGACCCUUGCCGAGCUCCUGGAUGAGAGCCGAGUGGUGCCCGUUUCAGUCUACGGUGAUUUGGAGGUCUCAAUCACCGGCAUCCAGCAUGAUUCGAGGGAAGUCACUGCAGGGGAUCUCUUUGUAUGCUGCAACGGGUCCAAGAUUGAUGGACAUGACUACCUUACUGAGGCUGAUAAGCGAGGAGCAGUUGCAUUGGUUGCCGAUAAGGAGAUCAACAUAGAAGAGACAUUAGGAUGUAAAGCUCUAGUCAUCGUGGAGGACACCAGUUUGGCACUCCGCAUCCUUGCUGCAUCAUUUUAUAUGCACUCCUCAAAGAGUUUGUCAGUGAUUGGAGUCACAGGAACAAGUGGCAUAACCGCAACGACUCACUUGGUCAAGGCCAUGUAUGAGGCCAUGGGAUUGAGGACGGGGAUGUUGGGCACACUCGGGUGCUAUGUUCAUGGUGAGAAUAGGUUGGAUUCUCCCAACACAACCACCGAUGUGGUAGUCACACAAAAACUGAUGGCAAAGAUGGUGCACAAUGGGACUGAGGCUGUUGUUAUGGAGGCUUCUGCUGAUGGUUUAGCUCAUCAAAGGUAUGAUGAGAUCGAUUUUGAUAUUGCUGUCUUCACAAAUUUGACAAGUGACCACCCUGAAUUUAGUGGAACCGAUGAAGAGUAUAGGAAUGCUCAGGGUAAAUUGUUCACAAUGAUGGUUGAUCCAGAGCGCCAUAGGAAAAUUGUGAAUAUUGAUGACCCAAACGCACCGUUCUUUGUGACACAGGGGAACCCAGCUGUUCCUGUUGUGACUUAUGCCCUGGAAAACAAGAAUGCUGACGUUCAUGUUUUGAAGUUUGAGCUUUCAUUGUUUGAGACACAGGUUUUGGUUCAAACACCCCAUGGGAUAUUGGAGAUCUCUUCUGGGUUGCUUGGGAGAGACAACAUCUAUAACAUUCUUGCUGCAGUUUCAGUUGGAAUUGCAGUAGGAGCACCAUUGGAGGACAUUGUGAGAGGAAUUGAGGAAGUUGAUGCAGUUCCUGGUAGGUGUGAGCUUAUAGAUGAGGAGCAAGCAUUUGGCGUAGUUGUUGACCAUUCAAAGACACCAGAUGCUCUGUCCAGACUUCUGGACACUGUCAGAGAACUUGGCCCCCGUAGAAUAAUCACUGUCUUAGGAUGUGAAGGCGAAAGAGAGAGAGGCAAGAGACCUUUGAUGACAAAGAUUGCAACUGAUAAAAGUGAUGUUGUUAUGUUGACAUCUGACAAUCCAAGGAAUGAAGAUCCAUUGGACAUCUUAGAUGACAUGUUGGCUGGUGUUGGAUGGACCAUGCAAGAUUAUUUGAAACAUGGUGAAAAUGAUUAUUAUCCACCACUGCCAAAUGGCCACAGACUCUUCUUGCAUGACAUAAGAAGAGUAGCAGUGCGGGCAGCUGUUGCAAUGGGUGAGGAAGGCGAUGUAGUAGUUGUUGCAGGCAAAGGCCAUGAAACAUAUCAAAUCGAAGGCGAUAAGGAGGAAUUUUUUGAUGACAGAGAAGAGUGCAGAGAAGCAUUGCAGUAUGUUGAUGAACUACAUCAGGCAGGAAUAGACACAAGUGAAUUCCCAUGGAGGUUACCAGAGAGUCACUGAUGGUUUGGCGUUGAACUGGUGGUACAUCAAAAGGAACAGGAUAUCAGCCCUGGUAAUUUGUGUUCGCGACAGAACUAGCCGGCAACAAGCUCUUAUCACACCGAGCAAAGCAUAUCGUGAAGGAACCAUCAUGUAUAUGAUCCGUAACUGCUCAGCAAGGAGAUCAUCAGGAAUCUGCAGCAGGAAAUUAAAGAAAAUAAAUGCUUCAAAGUAGAUACACAAUCCAGUCCGAGUGUAUUAGGUGGUUUUAUCGGCCUGUUUGGGAACUUGGGGUUGGAUCUCUACUUUUUGCAAGAAUCUGAUCUUCCAUUAGAUUUUAUAUGAACUUUUUCUAACCUAAUCAAUCUUGGGAAAAUGUAGCCUA